Camellia sinensis is the source of this 1788-nucleotide messenger RNA. RefSeq lists its product as uncharacterized. Gene Ontology annotation, molecular function: protein binding. Gene Ontology annotation, cellular component: plasma membrane. Lineage: Eukaryota; Viridiplantae; Streptophyta; Magnoliopsida; Ericales; Theaceae. The record is from RefSeq and is a predicted model, not a curated record.
CUUUGGAGCUAGUUUUAAACCAAAAGAUCGAAGCUGAAGCUGAGAGAGAGAGAGAGAGAGAGAGAGAGAAAAGCUAUGGAUAGAAGGCUUUAUGAAGCAUCCCUAAGUGGGAGUGUCGCAGAUUUAGAAAAUUUGGAGGGAGAAGAUCCACUGAUCCUGGACAGAGUCUCUCUCACCUGCUUCGACCAAACUCCGUUGCACAUAGCAGCAUGGCGAGGUCACUCCGAUUUCACCAGAGCGCUUCUGAGUCGAAAACCCAGACUCGCUUCCGAGCUCAACUCGGCUCGGUGCUCGCCUCUCCACUUGGCUUCCGCCGAGGGCCACCACGAGAUCGUACAACACUUGUUGGAUGUGAACGACGACGUUUGCGAGGUUCACGACGAAGAUGGUAGAACCCCACUCCACUUGGCAGCCAUGAAAGGCCGAGUCGAGGUCAUAGAAAUGUUAACUCGGGCUCGGCCUGAGUCAAUUCGUCAGAAACUCGGCAGAGGAGGAGAGACUGUUCUGCACAUGUGUGUGAAGUACAACCGUUUGGAGGCUUUGAAGACUUUGGUUGACGAAUUCCAAAACGACGCCGGGUUUGUGAAUUCUGAAGACCAAGAUGGUAACACCAUCUUGCAUCUUGCUGCAGCUCUCAAACAACUAGACACCAUAAAAUACUUGUUAAAAUUAACAAGUGUCAAAGAACAAGCCAAGACCGAGAACAAGAAUGGUUUUACAGCUUUAGAUAUUGUGGAGUUGUCCCCUAUCAAAGACUUAAAAACAAUGGAAAUUCAACAGUUUCUUGUAGAAGCUGGUGUUCCAAGUUUUAGAAGAGCGCCGAAUAUCAAGGAAGAGAUUAGGACAUCAUCCUCGUCGGCUAAUCAUCAGCCCGAAAAUCUAUUCAUAAGAUUAUGGGAAAAAAUGUCAAGUUUUUGGAAUAAGUAUUUUAAGCCCGAGCGAGGUUGGUUCAAAGAAGUCCGUGUACAUUUCAUAACAGCAUCCACCCUGACAACUACUAUGGCUUACCAAGCUGGAUUAAGUCCACCGGGCAGUGUUUGGCAAGAUUUUCCAAACACUAACCUUAAUGUAACCAGCAAUGACAUUGGGACAUCCAUUUUUGCCAGAACUCAAGACCACGAUUUUAUGUGUUUCUUGUUUUUCAACACUGCAUCCUUCAUAGCAUCUAUGUUCACUCUCAUUCUGGCUUCAAGUGGAUUUCCUCCUGAGAAUAAGUUUUUCACAGUCCUAAUGAUGGUGUUAAUGUUCUUCUCACUCACUUGCAUGACUUUCUCUUAUCUGUGGACAAUGAACAUGAUUAGUCCACAUGACGCUUUGGUUUGUGUCGAAAAGAUUAUUCAUUGGGCUCUAAAGUUUUGGUUUGGCAUAUGUAUUGCUGGUGGUCUGUUUCAAGUACUCCGUGGCUGUCCAUGGCUAUGGCGGAAGUUGAGAAUACGAGGAUUAUGCUCAUGGCUAUGUCACAAGUUGGUAAUUCUUAUACAAUUUUUGACAACCAUAAUGCUAGGAUUAUGGCACAAGAAGUUGGGAGAACCGUGUAAUAAUCCAAACAAUGGCAACCCGUGACAUGACUGGGAUAAUACUAUAGUAGCCUACUCUACUUGUACUUUCUCCAUCUCCGUAUGAGCUUUAAUUAUCAUUGUGUUUUGUUCUAUAUCCUUCUGUUAUUAUUUUAUGUAUGAAGCUUCUUUCUAUUUAGUUAUUACUCAUGUACUUCUUGUUGUAAUUGUUGUAAUUUUUAACAUUGAUUUCAAUAUUAUUAAAUUAUGUAUUGAUUUAAAAGUUUAUGCC